Emericellopsis cladophorae is the source of this 1149-nucleotide messenger RNA. RefSeq names its product L-2-hydroxyglutarate dehydrogenase-like protein. NCBI's taxonomy places the organism in Eukaryota, Fungi, Ascomycota, Sordariomycetes, Hypocreales, Bionectriaceae. Gene Ontology annotation, cellular component: mitochondrion. The coding region runs from base 1 to 1149 and encodes 382 amino acids. Gene Ontology annotation, molecular function: (S)-2-hydroxy-acid oxidase activity; (S)-2-hydroxyglutarate dehydrogenase activity. The transcript has 3 exons. The record is from RefSeq and is a predicted model, not a curated record.
AUGUGGUAUGACUGUCCCUUCCUCUCCAUCUCCAGCAUGCGACUCCCUACUGAGGAAGCCACUCUCCUCAUUGAGCGUCACCCGGCCGUGGGAACGGAGACAUCGUCGCGCAACUCCGAGGUCAUCCAUGCCGGCAUCUACUAUGGCACCGACACCAUGAAGACAUCCCUCUGUGUGCGGGGGAAGAAUCUGCUGUACGAGCUGUGCAAGAGGCAUGACGUCGGAUUCAAAAACACGGGUAAAUGGAUCGUGGCGCAGAACGAUGAGCAGAUGACCGCGCUGCACAGUAUUGAGAAGCACUGCAGGGAGGAGAUUGGCGUUCCUGUCCGGUGGGUCAGCCAGGAGGAGAUUGCGCGCGAGGGAGAAGGUGUCCGCGCUGAAAAGGGCUGCCUCGAGAGUCCUACCACGGGCAUUGUAGAUUCACACGGGUUGAUGAUCACGCUCCAAGGCCUCUUCGAGGAGAAUGGUGGCGUGGUAGCGUUGAACUCACCGGUGCAAAGGAUCACACCUCUUGGGGACAAGGGCGCGUCGGGAUGGGAAGUGGAGGUCAUGGAUGGGACCACGGGCGAGACAUCGACCGUCACGACGGAGACGAUUGUCAACGCUGCUGGGCUGGGAGCUGUGGAGGUCCACAACAUGAUCGUGCCGGAUACAGACAAGAAGACGCUGUACUACGCCAAAGGCAACUACUUCUCCUACGGGUCCUCGCACCCCAAAGUCUCAAGGCUCAUCUACCCGGCUCCAGAGCCCGGCCUCGGAGGGCUGGGUACACACCUGACCUUGGACCUGGGGGGCAGAUUGAAGUUUGGCCCGGAUGUGGAAUGGGUAGACGACCCGAACGAUCUGUCUGUCAACACGUCGCGGUUCGAACAAGCCGUGAGAGAGAUCAAGAGGUUUCUGCCUGGCGUCGAUGUGGAUAGCUUAAAGCCUGAUUACGCUGGCAUUCGCCCAAAGCUGGCGCAUCGUCAGGCUGUCGCCACAGGCAAAGGGUUUCAGGACUUUGUGAUCCGGAAAGAGAGUGGCUACGAGGGAUGGGUCAACCUCUUGGGCAUCGAAAGCCCCGGCUUGACUAGUUCGCUGGCGAUUGGCGAACAAGUCGAGAAACUAAUUGAGAGAUUAUACCAAGACAAGGUCCUCGCGCUGAAGUAA